Anguilla rostrata (American eel) is the source of this 2990-nucleotide messenger RNA. It is a transcript of the gene eif4e2rs1, whose product is annotated as eukaryotic translation initiation factor 4E family member 2 related sequence 1. Gene Ontology annotation, biological process: translational initiation. Gene Ontology annotation, cellular component: eukaryotic translation initiation factor 4F complex; cytoplasm. The transcript has 9 exons. NCBI's taxonomy places the organism in Eukaryota, Metazoa, Chordata, Actinopteri, Anguilliformes, Anguillidae. Gene Ontology annotation, molecular function: translation initiation factor activity; RNA 7-methylguanosine cap binding. The record is from RefSeq and is a predicted model, not a curated record. The coding region runs from base 241 to 939 and encodes 232 amino acids.
GCUUGUUUCUAUACUGCGUCUGCGCGUAGGUUCUUGAGUGUUUUAUUGAGCGACUACACGCGAGUAAUGUAAACCCAAACAAGUUUAUUUAUUCUGUAUAUAACGUUUUAACGUAUUCACUUAAAUCAAGUAAUUACGUUGUUAGCUAUAUUACUUUAAUAAGUUGCUUUCUAAAAAAUUACGAGAUACCUCUAUAUUGAAGGGAAGCUUCUAGCGAAGAAGACGCCUUCCAAUUUGACAAUGAAUCAGUUUGAUCAUUUGAAGGACGAUGACAGCGGAGAUCAUGAGGACCCAGUCAUGAACCGAGAGGAGAAGAGUGAUACAGACAACAGCUCAGUGAACAACAAUAACAACAACGGGCGGCGAAAGACUGUUUCCCCAGGGGUGGGGGAGCAUCCGCUGCAGUACAACUACACUUUCUGGUACUCGCGGCGCACACCCAGUCGACCAGCCAACACCCAGAGCUACGAGCAGAACAUUCGGCAAAUCGGAACCGUGGCAUCGGUGGAACAGUUCUGGAAGUUUUACAGUCAUCUGGUCCGGCCUGGAGACCUGACAGGGCAUAGUGAUUUUCAUCUCUUCAAGGAGGGCAUCAAGCCCAUGUGGGAGGAUGAGGCUAACAAGAAUGGUGGGAAGUGGAUCAUUCGGUUGCGGAAGGGGCUGGCCUCACGCUUCUGGGAGAACAUAAUCCUGGCCAUGCUGGGGGAGCAGUUCAUGGUUGGGGAGGAGAUCUGCGGAGUUGUGGUGUCCAUCCGUUUCCAGGAGGAUAUCCUGUCUAUCUGGAACAAGACAGCCAAUGACCAAGUGACCACCUCCCGCAUCCGAGACACACUGCGCCGGGUCCUCAACCUGCCCCCCAACACCAUCAUGGAAUACAAGACUCACAACGACAGCCUCAAGGACAACUCCAGUUUCCGCAAUACGAAGAUCACAUUGUGAAAACCACUUUGUGAAGGGAGAAUUGAUAAAUAAAUGGGUGAUAAAUAAUGGAUGGAUGCAUGAAUGCAGCUCUACAUUUCACCCCUGCAUUGAUGGACUUCGGCAUCUUUAAAAUAAGCAAAUCAAAGACCAAAACAAAUGAGACAAUGGAUGAGUGAAUGUAAAGGAAAAAACCAUUGGCUGGUAAAGCUUUUACCAAGGGACCACAUUGAGGGACUGCGAUUCCAGCAAUAUGCAAUACAGCAGCACAAACCUUUGGAGGAUCCACAAAGAAUGUUUGGUUCCUUUUUGUCUAUUGUACCGUCUUAUGUGUGUGCCUCUGUAUGCUAAAGGUAAAAUGUUAUUGUUGAAGCUGUUACGGUUUAUUUCCAAGUUUAUUAUUUGUUUUUUUACAGGGUCGUAUAUCUCUUUGAGGCAUAAAUCGUCCAUUUCCUGCAGUGUUUGUCUGGCAUGGAUUUAACCUGGGUUAACCUUGUUAAAAAGUAAAUAAUUUGAUAAACACAGAUAUGUUUUUCUUUCAGCAUUGUGUCUGAGAAUGCCAUUGAGUAUGCCAGUUUUCAUUUUUUCCAGUGGAUGAUGUUUACUUUGAGUGAGGUGCUGUAGGAAGCAGUGGGAUUUCGUUAAAAAAAUUAGUGGCCUUUUCUGUAUUUCCCUCAUAAUUCUGUCCAAUAUUCAAAAUAAUCUAGACCCUUCUGCUAUUUGUCAAGUCAGUUGGUCUAGCUGUACACAUUGCUUUUAAAGACAUGUGCCAAUACUUUGCAUCAACUGUGUGUGUGUGUGUGUGUGUGUUUGCAUGUGUGCCUGCUUGCACAGUGAAACUGUCAAAAUGAGUACUCCUAAUGAAAUAAAAUAUUACCGUUGUAUGUGUACAUUUUAUAUUCUAUAUAUAUAUAUAUAUGUGUGUAUAUAUAUAUAUGCAAUGUGUUCAUAAGUGUGUGUAUGUAUAUGUGUGUAUAUAUAUAUAUAUAUAUAUAUAUAUAUAUGUAUGUCUGUGUGUAUAUAUGUGUAUAUAAUUGAAUAUAUAUAUUAACUGAAUUCUUCUCUACCUAAGGUUUUUUUUUCUUUUUUAAAAGCGGAAAUGGAAAAAAAUACUUUCUUAAAUAUUCAAAUGUAUGGCCAGCAGCACUCAAUCAGGGAAGGAUUCAAUUUAUAGGACUAAAAGGUUAGUUAAGAGAAAGUGAAAGUAAAGUGGCUGAGAAAACUUUUACUUUUGCAUUGAGGGAGCGUAGCAGAAAGCUGUCAACUGUUCACUUGUUAGCAAGAGGCGAAAAUAAGCUAACAAUAGAUUACCUGGAUAACUGCUCAGCCACUUCUGGGAUUAUGAGUGAGCUUGUGGUACAGUGUCCCCGUUGCCAGCAGAGGAGUGGUAAGAAAAUUGAUGGUCACCGGUCAACGUGUCCCCUCUGCUCCACGACACUACGGCGUGUGUACCAGUUCUGCUGGGCCUGCAGGCGAGACUGGCCCCAGGGGGUGACUGGGGGCAGCUCCUGCACUCUUCCAGGGUGCGCAAUCCGAGCUGCUCUCCUCUCCAACGAGACCAUCACUGCCGAUCGGAGCUCUGUCUACGGAUGUCCCUUCUUUCGGGCCUGUCCGAGCUGCAAAGCCCUUCUGACUCACACUGGUCAGGGCUGUCGAAACAUUGUGUGCCCACAUUGCCGUACUGCAUUCUGCUACCGCUGCCUGAAGAGAACGCCAUGUGGUACCUGCACUAUGGUAGAUAACAGUGCAUCGCUUUAGCUUUAGGGCUCUAAGGGCUCAGAGUGGUAAGGAAAACUGAAGUCUGAAAAUAAUGCUAAGGGUUUGUUUUCAUUUGAAUGUCAUAUUCUGCUUUUAUGUUAGUAACUUUCUUAUGAUGUGCUUAUCUGUACAAUAUCAGACUCCAGCAUUGAACGUGCACCAUAAAAGCAAAUGUAAGUCUGUAAGUCAAAGAAAAAAUGAUACUGUUUUUAAAAAAAAAUUAACGCUCUGAUCCAACUACACCAGUGUAUCCAUAUAGUCCUGCUGUCUGUUUCCCAAUUAUCCCCAUUAAAAAGCCUGCUGAUUCAAAAAUA